UUUUCAAUCAAUCAACGAAACGCCAAAACGAAAUCUCUUGUUGCUUUCUUUUUCGUCCAUCAUUCCAUCAUUCAAUCUCUCUAUUGCAAUAUAAAUAUCUCUCCUUCUCUAAGUGUUUUUCGUCAUUAGCGUUGUUCUUCUAUAUCAUCAUCAUCAUCAUCAUCAUCAUCAUCAUCAUCAUCAUCAUCGACCUGUUGUUGUUUUGAAGAAAAAGAAAAAGAAACCCAGAAAUAUGGAUCCGACCCUCGAUUCCAAGCUUGUUUCUGAACCUGUUGAGGCGGAGAAAGGGAAGAAAAGAGUACAGUCGCCGCCAUCGUCGCCGUCGUAUGGUUUGGUGUCGUUCAAGGAGUUGCCGGAGUACAUGAAGGACAACGAGUUCAUUCUGAAUUAUUAUAGAGCUAAUUGGCCUCUCAAGGAAGCUCUCUUUAGCAUCUUUCGUUGGCAUAAUGAAACACUUAAUGUUUGGACGCAUUUACUUGGGUUUGUUCUAUUUUUGGGAUUAACAAUGGCGAAUUUGAUUGAAGUCCCACAAGUAUCGGAUCUCAUUGCCUUCUUAACCAGUUCUUUUCCUAUUAGUGGCGACAGCAAUGUUUCUCAAGAUCCCUUGCUGGGAACAACGACGAAUCUCGUCGAUUUAAAGCAAAUAACGGCUUCGGAACCUGACGUUUCGCCGGUGACGCGGUGGCCGUUCUACGUAUUCUUAGCCGGCUCCAUGUUCUGCCUCCUAUCAAGUAGCAUUUGCCACCUCUUUUCGUGCCACUCGCACCAUCUGAACCUCUCGUUGUUGCGGCUCGACUAUGCCGGGAUCACUACCAUGAUCAUCACAUCGUUUUUCCCACCGAUUUAUUACAUUUUCCAGUGUGAUCCACAAUGGCACUUCAUCUACCUCGGUGGGAUCACGGUCCUAGGCUUGUUCACCAUCGUGACACUUUUAUCACCGGCCUUAUCGACCAAGAAAUUCCGCGCGUUCCGAGCCAUGCUCUUUUCUUCCAUGGGACUCUUCGGCAUCAUCCCCGGUGUCCACGCCAUGAUUGUCAACUGGUCUAACCCGCGCCGCAACAUCACCCUCGCCUACGAGUCUGCGAUGGCUAUAUUCUACUUGACAGGGACCCUGUUCUACGUUAGCCGAGUCCCGGAACGGUUCAAGCCCGGAUGGUUCGACUUAACCGGCCAUAGUCAUCAAAUAUUUCACGUCUUGGUAGUGAUGGGUGCAUUGGCUCAUUAUGGUGCUUCACUUGUAUUCCUGGACUGGCGCGACCACCAUGGCUGUUAAUCCCUUCAUGCAUCAUCAUAUAAUUCUUUAACAUUGUAACUGUGAGUAAUAUUCAUUUAUUUGUAGCUUUUGGUUUCAUCAAUUAUUUGCAAAAUUGGAGGUAUUUGGAUUUGUAUUAUUUUUCUAUUUGUUGGUUCAUCCUAAACUUGUAAUUUAUUCAAUCAUAUUUAUUUUCUAUUAAUAUUAUAGUUGAAUUAUAAUUUUUUAAA
This is a messenger RNA of Gossypium raimondii (Peruvian cotton), 1482 nucleotides long. RefSeq names its product heptahelical transmembrane protein 1. The transcript has 4 exons. Lineage: Eukaryota; Viridiplantae; Streptophyta; Magnoliopsida; Malvales; Malvaceae. Gene Ontology annotation, biological process: response to hormone. Gene Ontology annotation, cellular component: membrane. Bases 233 to 1273 code for a protein of 346 amino acids. The record is from RefSeq and is a predicted model, not a curated record. Gene Ontology annotation, molecular function: signaling receptor activity.